Papaver somniferum (opium poppy) is the source of this 431-nucleotide messenger RNA. RefSeq lists its product as uncharacterized. The record is from RefSeq and is a predicted model, not a curated record. NCBI's taxonomy places the organism in Eukaryota, Viridiplantae, Streptophyta, Magnoliopsida, Ranunculales, Papaveraceae. The transcript is spliced from 2 exons. Bases 61 to 381 code for a protein of 106 amino acids.
CGAUUCAAUUUGCUAGUACACUAUCAAAGUACUCUUGCUUUUAUAAGUCCAGAUCUCUCUAUGGCUACUAGAAAAAGUAUUUUUAUCGUUGGUUUCUUUUUCACCUUGAUCGCCCUUCAGUCGAUGACUGUGACGGCUCAAGCUGAGCAUAAUUGUUUCUUGUAUUUGCAUCGUAAUUUUUUGUAUAAUGAGGGAUUGUCUUGUGCUGGAGCAAUAGUGUAUAAUACUACUGAGGAUGUAGACUGUAUACCAUUGUGUAGAUCAUUUGAUGCCAGUGCUGGGAUAUCAUGUGCCGAGAUUCUCUAUGUUGGAACCCGUGCAGUAUGUGCUUGUUUCACAGGGUGUGAUCCCCGGGAAGAAAACAUAGGGCCUAACUUUUGAGAUAAACUACUGGAAAGAUGCAUUGUCCAUUAAUCUUUGGUUCAAACCGU